Messenger RNA from Capsella rubella, 549 nucleotides. Its product is annotated as agamous-like MADS-box protein AGL80. Gene Ontology annotation, biological process: positive regulation of transcription by RNA polymerase II. Gene Ontology annotation, molecular function: DNA-binding transcription factor activity, RNA polymerase II-specific; cis-regulatory region sequence-specific DNA binding; protein dimerization activity. The transcript has a single exon. The record is from RefSeq and is a predicted model, not a curated record. The coding region runs from base 1 to 549 and encodes 182 amino acids. NCBI's taxonomy places the organism in Eukaryota, Viridiplantae, Streptophyta, Magnoliopsida, Brassicales, Brassicaceae.
AUGGCAAAGGUAAAACUUGCAUGGGUAGAAAAUAACAAGGCAAGAGCAAUGAUAUUUAAGAGAAAGAGCGAAGGGCUACUAAAACAGGUAAAAGAGUUAACCAUAUUGUGUGAUAUAUGGGCUUGUUUGAUCAUUUUCAGCCCUUACGAAGCUGAACCAGUGGUGUGGCCAUGUGUUAAGACGGUUCGUGGCCUCUUAAAAAAUUUCUUUGCAAAGCCGCUGCUCGAGCAGAAGAAGAAACAGACAUGUCUCAAAUCAUAUUUGAAGGAGAAGAUAAAGACGAUUCAUAAAAAUUUGAUGAAGAGUCAGCAGAAGAAUAAGGAAUAUGUCACUGAACAGUUGAUGAUACAACUACAUCAUGGUCGUAGAAUCAGUGAUCUGAACUUGAGUGAGAUCUAUCAAUUACUAGCUUUCUCAAAAGAUAAAAUCAUACUUGGUAGGCUAGAGCUAGAUUUCAUGGAGUUUGCCCCUCUUCGUGAUCCACCAGUUCUUCUAUUUGAGGUGCCAGACGAGCAAUUGAUGAUCAUCACCAACGAUGCGAUUGUAUAA